UACUCGGAACUGCUCUGCCUUUUUCGGUUGGUCGGCCUCUCGCUGCGCUGCGCCCCCUCGCUACUCCGCCUCCGCCUCCCCCCACCUCCUCCGCCGUCUCUGUCGUGUGCUUUCCUGGGGCCAGAAGCUCACCUGUUGACGGCGAAGCGAGAAAGCGAGCAACCCGUAAACGACGUGCCUCUGCUUCUUUUCCCGGGAGAGUUUGAAUCAACCCAUGACAGAGAGAAAAAUUGCCAGUUGUCGGCUUUUCGAGAGAUGACGAAUCCAAGCGGGGUUUUGAAAGUGAAAGCGGUUUAAAGAAAAAAAAAAAAAAAACGUCUUUCGGAGGUUGGAGCAACUUUUCUGCCACAUGAGUCUCCACAGCUGAGUGAAACAAAUUGAAGCAAUGCCCCAAAGCAACAGGGAGAGUCCCAGGAGUCAGUGGCACGAGGGGCCACAGCCGGUGUGGAUCACCCGUGUGGCUGGCAGUCCCACCUCCUCAGGGGCAGAGUCGGACACUGAGAGCAGCAGCACAGAGAGCGAGAAUUCCUGUGUCAAAAAGACAGAGGUGGGCUCACCCAAGGUGGUCUUGGCACCCUCCAAGCUCCAGCAGAGAAUCGCAGAGCUUGACCAGCAGAAGGAAGAACUCAAGAUUGAGCUGCAGCUGGAGAUCGCCCUGCUGCAAGGCGAGCUGAAGACGGAAAGGGCGCAGCUGCUUAGCCACACGUGCAAGCUCCAAGAGCUUCGGGAACGGGCCCAUCUGAAGUCUGGCCAAAGUCAGCAGAAACAGGAGCGCGCGCGUCUUGAGGAGGAGAGGGUCCGAGUGCAGGAGCUAAGGAGGAAGUGCGAGGAGAAGCAGGAGCUGAUCCCGAGUCAGCCAGCGAGCCAGAGAGAGCGUCUCACGCUCCAGCUGCAGCACGAUAAAGAGGCAAUGGAGGCGGCCAUGCGGGCCUUUGAGGACUGGGAGUUUCGCGUUCUGGAGCAAGAGAGCGGUGUGGAUGAGGAAGAGGAGGAGGAGGAGGAAGGGGGUGUGGGCGAGGAAGACAAGGGCAAAGAUGAAGAGAGGAGAGCGUCCCUGGAGAGGGACAUCUCCUGCCAGCAGCUUGCUGUCAGCGCAGCACAGGAGCGAGUGCAGCUGCUGGAGACGCAGCUGACGGACAUGGAGGGAGAGAAGGAGCGAGAGCUGGACGCCCUGACCAAGGAGAAGAAAGACCUCAUGCAGUCCAAUCACACAGUCAACACGAUUGUCCAAGAAAAGAAGCCACUCACCGAUUGGUCAGAUGUCACCGGCUCCGCCCCAUACAUGAUGUCACUGUCACCUUUUAGCGUUCAUAAGCCUUCUCAGGCGCCGCACAAGGAUGCUGGCACUCUGCCCCGGAGACGGAGCUUGCACCGCAGCGGCAGACUGAAGGAUAGGCCACUCUCAACUCAGGGCCUGGUGAGUGCAACCCUGGGUAGCAGCCAUCCCCAGGAGGCAUACACCUCCCCCCUCUCCUCUCCGCGCCAGAGACUCCACAACGGGCAUGUCGAGGGGCACCGAGCCGACAGCGCCAACGGCUGCGAACGCCUCAUGCCCAGCGAUAGCACACAGAGCUCUCGCGCUGCCAGUCCGUGUCUGAUGGAUCUGGUGGAGAUUGAGCGGAAGUUGCGGGAAGCCAAAGCGGAACGGGAGAGGCUGCUCAGAGAAAGGGAAGAGCGACAGCGAGAGUUGUUGGAGGAGAGAAGACAGCAUGAGCUCAACACGCCCAGGCUAGAACCAGCAGAGGCAGGCAAUCUGCACAGGCCAGAACCACUGGAGAACCAGAUCAGACCACCGCUAAACUCUCCUGAGCAACUGCCUCUAUCCUUGUCUCCGGACUUCGACCUGCAUGCCCAUGUGGAGUCUCUGGGUCACAGCGUGUCGGGCUGCAAUGACCUGCGCCUGACAUCUCGCCGCUGUGCGGGCUUCCUGACUAAGCGAGGGGGCCGGGUCAAGACAUGGAAGAAGAGGUGGUUCCUCUUCGAUGUGGACCACCGACGGCUGGCCUACUACACAGAUUGUGACGAGAGGAAGCUGAAGGGAGUAAUCUACUUCCAGGCUAUAGAAGAGGUUUACUAUGACCACCUGCGCACGGCCGCCUCUUCGCCUCGGCCCAGCCUGACGUUCUGCGUCAAGACGUAUGACCGCCUCUUCUUCCUGGUGGCGUCAAAUCCAGUGGCCAUGAGGAUCUGGAUGGACGUCAUCGUUACGGCAACCGACGAGCACAGCCGCUAUUGACCUCAACAGGUGAGCGCUUGCUGAAGAGGAAGACGCAGCUAUUACUUUUUAAAGCAGGAGGAGUUUUAUCAGUCUGUUACUGGGUGCUUUGCCUCCUCUGUUGAGUCACCGUCGGGCAUUACAGCUCUGAGACACUAAGGGACCAGUAAUGCAUGACAUAGCUAAUCAAAAUUUGAUUGAUUUAAUGUUCAUAUUAUACUGUGUGUGUACAGGACAUUUUCACAGGAUUAACUUAUUCUAUGGACCUGUGCGUGGGUUUGCAAAUACAAGAAGUCAUACACUGUUCUCAAAUGCACUAUUAAAUAUGUAAAGAAA
This is a messenger RNA of Phycodurus eques (leafy seadragon), 2551 nucleotides long. Its product is annotated as pleckstrin homology-like domain family B member 3. The record is from RefSeq and is a predicted model, not a curated record. Lineage: Eukaryota; Metazoa; Chordata; Actinopteri; Syngnathiformes; Syngnathidae. The coding region runs from base 386 to 2236 and encodes 616 amino acids. The transcript has 15 exons.